Messenger RNA from Paramecium pentaurelia, 733 nucleotides. The record is from the annotation of a GenBank genome assembly. Lineage: Eukaryota; Ciliophora; Oligohymenophorea; Peniculida; Parameciidae.
AUGAAUCAAUCUCUUAUAUAAAUUAGGCAAUAAAGAAGAGUUUAUUCAAAUCACAAAAAAUAUUCAAAACCAUUACCUUAAAAUGGAUCUAAACGCAUUACAACUCUAAUUUAGGAUAGAUCAGUAUUCAUAAACGAAAGAAUAAACAAAAAUCUUAGAAUUCAGAAGAUUACUUUUGGAGAGUCAAGUUGCUAUUGUGAUACAUGUGGUAAACGAUCUAACAUUAUGAAAAAGAUAUUUCAAUUAUAUCAAUUUCCUUAAACGAAGUACCUUAUUAUCCAAAAUAAAUAGUCAAUGGAGAAAGCAAAAAUAGUUUCGUAAAUUUAGAAGACUUAUCAAUUGUAUUAUCUUUAUUAUCAGAUACAGAAUCAUGAAAAGAAUCAAAUCCAAAAAGAAAUUCACUAUUAAAAAGGUAUUAACUAAAUAAAUUGUUAAUGAACAAUAAUAAAAACCAUCGACUAUUUAAAAUGCUAUUUAGGAACUGAAGCAAAUAAUUAGAGGUGAUUCAACCUAAUAAUCAAAGAGAAUCAUAUAGAAAAACAAAGAUACUAAAGAUUAAUACUCUUCUUUACUUAAAGGAAGAAGGAAUUUAAGAUAAUUAUUUUUUAUUCCCUAAUUUGAGAGUCCAAUCAAAUAAUUUAUUAUUAAAAAUUCGAAACCAAAUACUGUUCAUCACUCUCCCAUGUAAUCAUUGUAUGAUUUCAAAAUUUCCUCCUCUUUUAGAGGAUUAUGA